Lagopus leucura (white-tailed ptarmigan) is the source of this 1912-nucleotide messenger RNA. Its product is annotated as galanin receptor 2b-like. Gene Ontology annotation, molecular function: G protein-coupled receptor activity. The transcript has 2 exons. Lineage: Eukaryota; Metazoa; Chordata; Aves; Galliformes; Phasianidae. Gene Ontology annotation, cellular component: membrane. Bases 23 to 1288 code for a protein of 421 amino acids. Gene Ontology annotation, biological process: G protein-coupled receptor signaling pathway. The record is from RefSeq and is a predicted model, not a curated record.
GUGACCAGAAGAACCUGCUGAAAUGCAUGUGUGUCUCAGAGCUGAGAGCGGAGCUGUCUGUGUCCUGCCAGCCAACAGAUCCAUCAGCCAACCUAACAGGCCAAGAAGCACUUCUCCAGUCUCUCACCUCUCUCCCUGUGUUGCCACAGGCUCCAGCACCUCACCACAGCACAGAACGAUGGAGCACGAGGACUUCACCAGCUUGGCUGGGUACUGGAAUUCCUCUGACAGUUACCAGUUCAGCCCUGCUAGUGUCAUUGUCCCUGUGGUCUUCUCCCUCAUCUUCCUCCUGGGCACAGUUGGCAACAGCCUGGUGCUGGCAGUGCUGCUGCGCAAUAGGCAAAUGGGCCACAACACUACCAACCUCUUCAUCCUCAACCUCAGCCUGGCUGACUUCUUCUUCAUUGUCUUCUGCGUGCCUUUCCAGGCCACCAUCUACUCCCUUGAGGGCUGGGUCUUCGGCUCCUUCAUCUGCAAGGCUGUCCACUUUUUCAUCUACCUCACCAUGUACGCCAGCAGCUUCACACUGGCUGCCGUCUCUGUGGACAGGUACCUGGCCAUCCGCUAUCCGCUGCGCUCCCGGGAGCUGCGAACCCCCUACAACGCGGUGGCUGCCAUGGCUGUGAUCUGGGGUCUCUCUGUGGUCUUUGCUGGGCCCUACCUGAGCUACUAUGACCUGAUUGAGUGGGAGUCCAGCUAUAUCUGCAUGCCUGGCUGGGAGGAGUGGAGACGCAAGGUCAUGGACACCAGCACGUUUGCCUUUGGCUAUGUCAUCCCAGUUCUGGUCAUCAGCCUCUCCUACACCAGGACCAUCAAGUACCUGUGGACAGCAGUGGAACCCUUGGAGGACAUGUCAGAGUCCAAGAAGGCCAAGCGGAAGGUAACUAAAAUGAUCAUCAUCGUAACCAUCCUUUUUUGCCUGUGCUGGCUACCCUACCACGUAGUCAUCCUCCGAUACCUCUAUGGAGAUUUCCCUUUCAACCAGGCCACCUAUGCCUUCCGUCUGCUUUCCCACUGCAUGGCCUAUGCCAACUCCUGCCUCAACCCCAUCGUCUAUGCCCUGGUAUCCAAGCAUUUCCGUAAGGGCUUCAAAAAAGUCUUCAGCUGUCUCCUGAGGAAAAAGCACCGCAACAAGGUGCAUGUGUUACACGCUGCUCACAUUGUGCCUGGCUUUGAGGCAGGCUCCACUGAAGUGUCUCAGGUGCAUGAAGAAAAUAACAGGUGUGAGCUGAACCCAGACUCCCUGGCAGUCCCCUCUGGUUCUUCCAAGCAUCUUCACCUUUCUUAGUAGCUCCACACCAUCUACCAGCCCAGCUGUGCCAUCUGCCUCAGGUCACUCUCUCCCAUUGAAUGAGACAGGAUGCUAGGAAAGGCAAGACAGAAACCUUGCUAUAUCCCGGUUCUAGCCUUGCUGUUCCUCUUCUUUCUGGGUACCAAUUGUCCUCCUAAGCCACCUCCCCACAUCUUGUGUACAAAGGAAGGAAUGGACCCACACUUGCUCCUGAUCCACAGCCCACCUGCAGUUCAAGGACUAAUGCUCCAGCUCUUCUGUUGACUCUCAUCCUUCUAAGUCCUCUGCUUAGCAGCCCCACUACAUUGGACACAUUUGUUUGCUGUCAGAUGGUCCCUUCUUGCUUCCUGUUGUCUGAUCUGGACAAAGUGUUUCUUAUGGAGUGGCAAGGGAGACAGGCAGCGUGAGCAGGGCCAGGUGAACAAAGGAGGGACAGAGAGCAACCAGCAUUGCCUGUGGAUGGUUACAGUGGUGGCUUCUGUACUGGCUGCACUGCUCUCCUGGUGACCAAGUCCUUUCCUGUGGUGUGGGCUGUGGGUUGUCUGUAUGUGUGCGAUGUUGCUGCUGUAAAUACUAGGGAGAUGUUUUUCUGACCCAGAGUAAAUAAAUGUACUUCCCUAA